AUGAUUCCCUUACAGACAUUACGUGCCAGCCUUUCAAGGCGAUGUAUCGCCCCAAUUACCAUCCGGACAUAUGCCAGCCAAACGCCAGACAAACCGAUGCUCGAGGUCUUCAAUCGCAAAGUCAAGCACCUCCAGAAAGACCGGGCAGCCCGAAAUGUCGAAGAGUCUCGAAAAACCGACUACCUCAAGGAUGAAGUAGCAAGGCGGUUAGCCGAGCGGUUACUGGACAUUAAACGCGAUCUACCGCAUGUCCUCGAUCUAGGCGCAAACAGCUGCAACAUCGCCCGAGCCCUCACAUCCCCCGAUCUCGACUCCAGCAUGCCGGAAGGAACCAUCACACCACCACUCUCCAAGAAGAUCUCCAAACUGACCUGCGUGGAGACAUCCCGGGCCCUCCUGCACCGCGACGAAAACGAGCCCUUCAACCAAGACCUCGACAUCCAGCGCGAUAUAAUUCCCGACCUGGAGACGCUGCCGUAUGCGCCGAACAGCUUCGACGCCGUGCUCUCGUCGCUCUCAAUCCACUGGAUCAACGACCUGCCCGCGCUGCUGGAACAAGUGAACACAAUCCUCAAGCCGGAUGCGCCGUUCAUUGCUGCCAUGUUUGGCGGUGAUACGCUGUACGAGCUGCGCGGGUCGUUGCAGCUGGCUGAUAUGGAGCGGCGCGGCGGUGUCAGUCCGCAUGUGUCGCCGUUGGCGGAUGUCAAGGAUGUGGGGAGCUUGUUGACUCGGGCGGGAUUCAAGAUGCUUACGGUUGAUGUUGAGGAUAUUGUUGUGGAGUUCCCGGAUACGUUUGCGCUUAUGCAGGAUUUGCAGGCGAUGGGGGAGGGGAAUGCUAUUAUGAAUCGGGAUUCGGCGCCGUUGUCGAGGGAUGUCUUGUUGGCUAAUGAGGCUAUUUAUCGGGCUUUGCAUAUGGAAGAGGGGGAUCGUGGUAUCCCUGCGACGUUCCGGUUGAUUUAUAUGAUCGGCUGGAAGGAAGGGGAGGGACAGCCACAACCGUUGAAGCGCGGUAGUGGUGAUGUUAAUCUGAAAGAUAUUCUGGGUGGAGGUGACUUCGAGAGGCCAUGA
Molecule: messenger RNA, 1068 nt
Organism: Penicillium bovifimosum
Lineage: Eukaryota; Fungi; Ascomycota; Eurotiomycetes; Eurotiales; Aspergillaceae
Exons: 2
Coding region: 1-1068 (355 amino acids)
Biological process (GO): mitochondrial respiratory chain complex I assembly
Cellular component (GO): mitochondrion
Molecular function (GO): S-adenosylmethionine-dependent methyltransferase activity
Source: RefSeq, a predicted model, not a curated record